This is a messenger RNA of Symbiodinium pilosum, 225 nucleotides long. The record is from the annotation of a GenBank genome assembly. Lineage: Eukaryota; Dinophyceae; Suessiales; Symbiodiniaceae.
AUGAAGGGCAGAAUGAAGGAUUUCACUCCGAAGUCCAAGUGGCUUGGCGGCUUUGUGGACCCCAUCACGCAGACGCAAGUGCGGUCCAAGGACCAGCUCAAGAAAUUGAUGGAGGAGCGUGGCUUCGCCAAGAUGGGUGAGCAGCAGGUGCCGCUUCUCAUCCGCGAGCACCAGCGCAAGUAUCAGUACAUCGUAUCGGAAGCUACCAUCUGGCGUAAGAAAUGA